Molecule: messenger RNA, 1920 nt
Organism: Neurospora tetraspora
Lineage: Eukaryota; Fungi; Ascomycota; Sordariomycetes; Sordariales; Sordariaceae
Exons: 3
Coding region: 1-1920 (639 amino acids)
Cellular component (GO): ribonucleoprotein complex; cytoplasm; nucleus
Molecular function (GO): mRNA binding
Source: RefSeq, a predicted model, not a curated record
AUGAAUCCACAACCAGACAUCUCGGGCUACUUUCCCUCCGCCUACCCCAUGAACAACGCGAACCGCUCCCCCGGCUCUUCGCGGCCGGGCUACAACACCGCCGUCGGCCUCACGGGCGUCAGUCGCAUGACGCAGCGACAGAUGGAGGCCAUCGGCCAGCCCUCUGCUGCCCUCUUCGCCGCCGCCGACGAUCGCUUCGCUUCCUACGAUAACGCCGCCUUCCGACACAACAGGCUACAACCCGCUGCUGCUUUCGCGACCGACAGCUUCAUUGGAAACAACCAGGCUUGGGCUUAUAACGCUGGCGCAAACACUGUGAAUGGCGCUUUGGGCGACAAUAGGGUGCGCAAUGGCGGUCGUCGGGCUCUCCCCACGGAAUGGAUGUCCGAACAAAACGGCCUUGGAAGCCAUGCUCUCAACACCCCUUCGACACAGUACUCUUCCGCUUUUGGUCUGAACGGCGAUGGCAACUUCGCAGGCGACCGCCAUGGCUAUCCCGGCAGCAUGUACGACCCUCGCCAUGAUCCCAAGACCCUCGGCAGCGACCUCAUCCCUACCGCCAUUGUCAUCAAGAACAUCCCUUUCAACGUGAGGAAAGAGAUGCUUACCCAGAUCAUGACCGACCUUGGCCUUCCCCAGCCUUAUGCUUUCAACUACCACUUCGAUAACGGCAUUUUCCGUGGUCUCGCCUUUGCCAACUUCCAAAGCCCCCUGGAUACCCAGACCGUCAUCGAACAGCUCAAUGGUUACGAGGUUCAAGGCAGAAAGUUGAGGGUAGAGUACAAGAAGAUGCUCCCUGAGCACGAGAGAGAGCGCAUCGAGCGCGAGAAGAGGGAGAAGCGCGGCCAGCUGGAGGAGCAACACCAGCCCAUUGCCCUGCACUCCCAGUCUUCCAUGCACUCACUGAAUGCCGCUCACACUAGCAGGUCUCGCAACUCGCCGUUGCGUAAGUCGUCGUCUCGCCGCGAUCUUUUGCCGCCAAACUCUAACCAGGAUGAUGUUACAGGAGAUGUUGACCUCAACAACCCCGAAACUCUCAAGUUUUAUACCGAGUUGACUCUCUUCCGGAAUGACCCCAACCGCGAGAUCAUCAUCUUCCCUGCCAGCAUUACCCCCCAGCAGCGUCGGACCGUUCACAUUUUGGCCCACAACAUGGGUCUUGAGCAUCGUUCCGUUGGCGAGGGUCCUACCCGCCAGUUGCACGUCAUCAAGGACACGGCCACUGCCACCUUGGCAAGCAUGGCGCCUCCUAUGCACAUCUCUCCUGGUGUGUCGGCUGAUGCUCACCGUCGCGGUCUUAGCCGUGCCGCCACCAUUGACUUCGCCGAGUCCCGUGCCAAUGCUCCGGGUCAGUACGCCACCUUGGGUAGACAGGGCAGACACGGCCCGACUCUGGAGCUUCCUGACAGUCCCGAUGGCGGCAUCAACGCGUUGCGCGGUGUCAAGUCCUUCGCGGACCUGCGAUCAUACACACCCAGCCCUUCGCUCUCAGCUUCUGGCUUCCCGCAGAGCAGCCUUCACGGCUCCAGCAUUGCUCAGUAUGGCGAAUAUAGCGCCAGCCUCGGUGGGCCUAACAGCGUAAUGACCACGCCAACCACACCUGGAGCAGCUUCCAACAAGGACACUUCGCUACUGGUCUCGGAGCUUGGUUCUCUGUCACUGAGCGAGCCCUUCAACGCCAACCGCCUCAGGCCCAGAGAGACUCCUGGCGCGAUUGGUAGCCAACGCUCUCCUUUGAAUGGAAACAGCACUCGCAGCGUUCCGGAGCGUCAGCCUCACGGACCGAGCAGCGGUGACUGGGGCGAGAGCAUUGGCUUUGCUGGACGGGGACGUACCAAUGGUCACAUGCAGCGUGGUAGUGAUUCGUCCGACAAUGGCACGCGCGGAGCGGCGACGUCUACCUCCUCGAGAUUCCAGUAG